Molecule: messenger RNA, 5037 nt
Organism: Panthera uncia (snow leopard)
Lineage: Eukaryota; Metazoa; Chordata; Mammalia; Carnivora; Felidae
Gene: CMIP
Product: c-Maf inducing protein
Exons: 20
Coding region: 180-2588 (802 amino acids)
Cellular component (GO): nucleoplasm; cytosol
Source: RefSeq, a predicted model, not a curated record
UCGCCGCCCGCCCGCCGCCCGCCGGCCCCUCCCCUGCCGGGCGCCCCCCCAGCCCCACGCCCCCCCACCUUCCUGGGCGGUGGGGGGGGUGCGGGCCGCCGCUCGGGGGCCCCGCCGCCCCGGCAGCCCGGGACAGCCCCCUUUCCCCGCCCCCGGCCCCCGCCCCGGCCCGGCCGGCCAUGGAUCUGACCAGCAGCUCGGGCGGCGGCGGCGACCCCCGGCAGAUCGAGGAGACCAAGCCGCUGCUGGGGGGCGACGUGCCGGCCCCCGAGGGCACGAAGAUGGGCGCCGUGCCCUGCCGCCGGGCCCUUCUGCUGUGCAACGGGAUGAGGUACAAACUGCUGCAGGAGGGCGACAUCCAGGUCUGUGUCAUCCGGCACCCGCGGACCUUUCUCAGCAAGAUCCUCACCUCGAAAUUCCUGAGGCGCUGGGAGCCGCACCACCUAACGCUGGCCGACAACAGCCUGGCGUCCGCCACGCCAACUGGGUACAUGGAAAACUCGGUCUCCUACAGCGCUAUUGAAGACGUUCAGCUGCUGUCCUGGGAGAAUGCCCCGAAGUACUGUUUACAGCUCACAAUCCCUGGGGGAACAGUCUUACUGCAGGCUGCCAACAGCUACCUGCGAGACCAGUGGUUCCAUUCUCUGCAGUGGAAGAAAAAGAUUUACAAAUAUAAGAAAGUGCUGAGUAACCCAAGCCGUUGGGAAGUUGUCUUGAAGGAGAUCCGAACUCUGGUGGACAUGGCCCUGACAUCCCCCCUGCAGGAUGACUCCAUCAACCAAGCCCCACUGGAAAUCGUCUCAAAACUGCUCUCAGAGAACACAAACUUGACUACCCAGGAGCAUGAGAACAUCAUUGUGGCGAUUGCUCCUUUGCUGGAAAACAACCAUCCACCGCCAGAUCUCUGUGAAUUCUUUUGCAAGCACUGCAGAGAGCGGCCCCGGUCCAUGGUGGUCAUCGAAGUGUUCACGCCCGUGGUCCAGAGAAUCCUCAAGCAUAACAUGGACUUCGGGAAGUGCCCACGACUGAGGCUGUUUACUCAGGAGUACAUCCUUGCCUUGAACGAGCUCAACGCGGGGAUGGAGGUGGUGAAGAAGUUCAUCCAGAGCAUGCACGGCCCCACGGGGCACUGCCCCCACCCCCGGGUCCUGCCCAACCUGGUGGCCGUGUGCCUGGCUGCCAUCUACUCCUGCUACGAAGAGUUCAUCAACAGCCGUGACAACUCCCCCAGCCUGAAGGAGAUCCGGAACGGCUGCCAGCAGCCCUGUGACCGGAAGCCCACCUUACCUCUGCGCCUUCUGCACCCCAGCCCGGACCUGGUGUCUCAGGAAGCCACGCUGUCCGAGGCGCGGCUCAAGUCCGUGGUCGUGGCCUCCAGCGAGAUCCACGUGGAGGUGGAACACACCAGCACUGCCAAGCCGGCACUGACGGCCAGCGCGGGCAAUGACAGCGAGCCCAACCUCAUCGACUGCCUCAUGGUCAGCCCUGCCUGCAGCACCAUGAGCAUCGAACUGGGUCCCCAGGCCGACCGCACGCUCGGCUGCUACGUGGAAAUCCUCAAGCUGCUGUCGGACUACGAUGACUGGAGACCGUCUCUGGCCAGCUUGCUUCAACCCAUUCCAUUCCCCAAAGAAGCCCUCGCACACGAGAAGUUCACCAAGGAGCUGAAGUACGUGAUUCAGAGGUUUGCCGAAGACCCGCGACAAGAGGUACACUCAUGCCUGCUGAGCGUGCGGGCCGGCAAAGACGGCUGGUUUCAGCUGUACAGCCCCGGAGGGGUGGCCUGUGAUGAUGACGGGGAGCUGUUCGCCAGCAUGGUGCACAUCCUCAUGGGUUCCUGUUACAAGACCAAAAAAUUCCUGCUCUCCCUGGCGGAAAACAAGCUGGGACCCUGCAUGCUCCUGGCGCUGAGGGGGAACCAGACCAUGGUGGAGAUCUUGUGCCUCAUGCUGGAGUACAACAUCAUCGACAACAACGACACCCAGCUGCAGAUCAUCUCAACCCUGGAGAGCACGGGCGUGGGCAAGCGCAUGUACGAGCAGCUGUGCGACCGGCAGCGAGAGCUGAAGGAGCUGCAAAGGAAAGGCGGGCCCACCAGGCUAACACUGCCCUCCAAGUCCACGGAUGCCGACUUGGCUCGUCUGCUGAGCUCCGGCUCUUUCGGAAACCUGGAGAACCUCAGUCUGGCCUUCACCAACGUGACCAGCGCCUGCGCCGAGCACCUCAUCAAACUGCCUUCUCUCAAGCAGCUGAACCUGUGGUCCACUCAGUUUGGAGACGCCGGCCUGCGGCUCCUGUCGGAACACCUCACCAUGCUGCAGGUGCUGAACCUGUGUGAGACGCCUGUGACCGACGCCGGCCUGCUGGCCCUCAGCUCCAUGAAGAGUCUUUGCAGCUUAAACAUGAACAGCACCAAGCUCUCGGCUGACACCUAUGAAGAUCUGAAGGUAAUUCUUCGCUUCCUCCCUUUCUCCCUCCCUUUCCCCCUUCCCUCCUUCUUUCCUUCCAUCCGUCAGCAUCUAGACACCAGUGCUUUGCCCUCAUGGAGCUUAUUCUCCAGCAAGAAAGGCUAUUACACCGGCAGGUAAGUCAGUAAAUAAAAUAAUGGCAGGUGGAAAGGAGUGGUAGGGAGGAAGCCAGCAGGGAAUUGGUAGAUUAGAAAUAGGGAGGGCCUGUUUGGCAUGUGAUCAUCAGGGAUGGUCCCUUUGAAGUCACAUAAGCUGAGACCUAUAAGAUAAGAAGCCAUGGAUGCAAAGGAUGACAGGAAAAGCAAGGGCAAAGGUUCUGAGGCAGAAAGGGUUGGUAUGAACUGACUUUGUAGCAAAUGUGACUAUAAAGUAAGAGAGAACAGACUUGGGCCAGACUGAAUAAGCCCUCAUAGGUCACAGAAGGCUUCUGGAUUCCAUCCAAGUUCAGUAGAAAGCUUUCAGAGACUCUAAGCAAUGUUGUGAGUUAUGCUUGUAAAGGCUUGUUGUGGCUGUUACCAGGAAAACUGAUUUUUUUGCUGGAGCCGGGGGUGGUCCAAGCAAGAGUAGAAACAGGGAGAACAUCGACAGGGCUGAUGCAGUCAUGGGUUAAGCUCCUGGUCCUGUAGCCUGGGCUAGGUUGGCACUAUAAAGUUGGGGCAAGAAAGAAGAUCUGAGUAGGGAAAGGUGGGCACGUUUCCUGGGGGACUCGUGGAGCUUGGCCUUCAGAAGUCUGCUGCCCCCAUCACUCUGGGUCCAGUACCAACUGCCCCGGAAGGAGUGAGUGGGGCUGCAGAUAAGCCAGCGCUGAGGACCGAAGGGCUGGGCCAGGCAGCCAGACCCACCAUGAGACGCCAGCACCUUCACACGCUGGAAGCCACUUGGAAGGAAUCCCCACGAGCAGGGACCACCCCUUCCCCGCCCCACCCUCAGCCCUCCAGCUCAGCCAGACCUGCGGCCAGCUUUAGAGCACCUACUAUGUGCCAAGCCCAGGCUGGGGACAGGGACAGGACCAAGGUGCAUCUGGUUCACCACUGCCCAGGAGGAAGCUCCGUCCUGGCAGACGGAUACCUGCAGUAACCAGGCCAGGACAGGGCUCAGGGACCAGCAGGGAGGGGACAGGGGACAGCCAGCCCUGCUCAGUAGGGCAGAAGAGCCUUCACAAAAGGAGGUCUUGAGAAGGGAAUCUGCCGAGCAGGCCAGGAGAGCCGUCAGAGGGUCCUGAGGAGCAUGUGAAGCGGGGCAGGGGUGCGGCCGGCGCAGAACCAGCCCGAGUGCACCCUCCAGGGCCUCCCCGACCUGCCGGGCCCAAGUGGGCGUUUCUGCACCGUUGAGGAUUACUGUGCCCCCUGAAGGCGAAGGAGCACAGAUCCGGGUGCCCUAGCCAAGCAGCAGAGGGGUGUGGUCAGCCCCUUGUGGAGAAAAGCCGCUUUCGAGCAUCCGAGAGACCCCGUGGUGCCAACUUGAGCAUACUGGCCAGUGACGCCCAACCUCUGUGCUGCGGGCAUCAGAUGGCCCGGAGGCUGUCUGCCUGCCUGGGGGCAGGCGGCCUGCACUCCACAUCAGGCAGGCAGGCAGGGGCCUCCAGCUCACGGCCCCGUCUCUCAGGAGAACCUGGAAACCUCCGUGCCAGUUUGCCAUCUCCUGAUCGGAGAGGUUGGCUUAAAGAAGUUUUUACAGUGCUGCACAGGGGAAGGCAGCCCCCAGUCUGUAGCCUCUGCCUGAGCAGCGGGGCUGGGGGCCCACGAGCCAGAGCGCAGGGGAGAAGCGUGGAGGAGCCGUGCGCACGCACGGUAGAAGGUGACACUGGCCGGCGCCCCCACGGAGAGUCUGGAAGAGGGAGCAAAGGGAGGAGAGCCAUUAGCCCUGUCUGUGCAGCGAAGGCUUGUGGAGGGAAGGCCGGCUGUUUAUAAAAGAAGGAAGAGAGGCGAUGUGUCUGGGUGGCAGGGAUGGAGAGCGGGAAGCACGUAUGAACAGCAGGUGGAAGCUUGCAGUCUAGACGGUUCCGACGCGGGGGCGUCCUGCAGGGGAAGACUCGCUGCCCCCCAGGUGCCUGCAUUUAUGGCGAUCCCGCCGCAUUCACCUGCCCGAUUUCCGGUAGCGAUGGCCUGUAGGCGGUGGUGCCGGUGAGGGUGGUUCCCGCCUGUAGGGCACACGGCCUUGUGUUGUUCAGGGCGAGCCGUGCGUCAGGCGGUUCCACCCUUAGCGCCGUCCUGUGAGCCGUGGCCGGAUCACGCUGGCUCCACAGAGGAGGAGGCCGGGGGCUCUGCCCCCGGGGUCGUGCAGCCAGCAAGCGGCAGAGCUGGGGCUCCCACCGGGGCUUUCCGCCUUCAGAGCCAGGCAUCCACGGCCUCGCAGAGGCAGGGGGCACGGAAUCCCCUGCAGCUGUCCGCCCACCUGCGACCCCCGACCCCGGGGCUGCUGCCCUGUGCUCCCCGAGGUUACCCAGCUCUGAGCCCCGGGGCGCCCCGACGGCAGGGUGGGGAGGGCACAGUGGGAACCCCGGCCGUGGCUGCGGGGGAGCCAGGCACCGCCGGGCCAGGUUCGGGAAAGGACCGUCCUCCUUGCUGCC